AUCACCAGUCUUUCAUCUCAAAUCAAAAUUGUGGACCUCAAACUGGCUUCGGCCAUAUCUUCAUCCAGUAAAUCCAGAUCUUCCUUUACAAUUUCUUCCCCCACUCCCUCUGUUCUGCAGAGCGGACACGAAUCUCGUCUAUGCAUCAUGCUCAAGCAGACUUUGCGAGGGCGCUACGAGGAUUGGAUUGAGAUUACCUUUGAAGACAUCACUCUCGGGCAUCGUUUCAUCUUCGUCCGUUCCCUCAAAGCCAUCGUAGGUAGCAAGGCAGACCAUGAAUCUCUCAAGCCUAUCGCUCCCUACGUGCCGCAGGAGGCAAGGAAGCGUGCGCCGGAGACUGACGUUUUGCCGGGCGAUCCACCACCCGCCACCAACGCUAUCAAGUGGGUAGCCUCGCUCCCAAAGGCGCCGAUCCCAGCAUCCAUAUCUUCGAUCUUGUCUACCGGCUCUGUCUCGGACAUGAUCAUGAAGCUCAAGAGGAUAGUCUUGCCAGAAAGUCUCAAUCUGGAUUCCUACUCCGUCCACUUUAAGUCUUUGAUCUGGGUUGAAGAAAACAGAAUGGAACAUGACCUCCACAUCUAUGAUAUGUACAACUCUCUACUCGUUUUCAAGGGCGCGUCCUACCGUUUGGAGGUUCCUGGGCUCGCAGAAAAGCGUCCAAGCGUUCUGAUAGGCGAUUCCAUCCUUGUACAACGCCAUGGUGCUAACAGCGGAAAAUGGUUCGAAGGCCGCGUUCACUAUGUCCACAAGGAAAUAGUCGGGCUCAUGUUCCACAAAUCAUUUUCAAAUCCUGACAAGAACCAGCGGUUUGACGUGCGCUUCAAAUUGAAUAGACAUCCCCUACGACGGCAGCAUCAAGCCUUGAGCAGCACAUUCACUCCGGAACAUCUAUUGUUCCCACUUCAACUGCACGUUCACACCAGGGCGGAGGAUGCAACUGUUAUCACACCGCAUAAUCGGAUGUUGGCGAACAACUCUCGUCAGUUGGAUGCUGUGAGUGCCAUUGUGAACAACCCACCUGGCUCUGUACCGUUUGUUGUUUUUGGCCCACCAGGAACAGGAAAAACCGUCACGAUUGUUGAAUCAAUCCUUCAAGUAUUAGAUGCUAAUCCUCAAGCCCGGAUCCUCGCAUGUGCUCCAAGCAACUCUGCUGCUGAUCUUAUAGCGAGCAGGCUGAUGUCUCUUGGAACCGCAAAGCUCUUCCGGCUCUAUGCUCCUAGUCGAGUUAAGGAAAAAGUUCCAGAUGAGUUGCUGCCAUUCACACGCACCAAUCCUGGUGGCUAUUUCACUCUGCCGGAGAAGUCGGUCCUGCCUCAAUACAGCGUCAUCGUUACAACUUGCGUCUCUGCAGCCUUCGCACAUGGCAUAGGCAUGAAACGAGGCCACUUUUCCCACAUAUUUGUAGACGAGGCGGGGCAUGCAACUGAACCGGAGGUUAUGAUCGCGGUCAAGACCAUGGCUGAUAUGAGCACAAACAUUGUGUUGUCUGGCGACCCGAAGCAGCUGGGACCCAUCAUUCGGUCUGCAGUCGCCCGACACUUCCAACUUGAUAUAAGCUACCUGGAGAGGCUUAUGGAUCGAGAGAUCUAUGAUACGAGAAGGGGUCAUGGUGUCACAAUUGUCAAACUUACCAAGAAUUACCGUUCGCACAACGCCAUCUUGAAGUAUCCCAACGAACGGUUCUACGCCAAUGAAUUGGAACCUUGCGCGGAUAAAAAACGAACAGACUUCUUUCUCGGCAGCCCUCUCCUGGUGUCUAGCAAGUUCCCAAUCAUCUUCCAUGCUAUGGCGGGGAAAGAUGAUCGAGAAGCCUCCUCGCCGUCGUUCUUCAAUAUCGAGGAGAUUUCGCAGGUGAAAGCCUACGUUGAGGCAUUGCGCGCCGAUAGACGUUUCGGAGUCUCGGAUCAGGACAUAGGUAUCAUAGCACCUUAUCACGCCCAAUGUGUCAAAAUCCGCACAUCGCUCAAAAAGAUCGCUGAGGACAUCAAGGUCGGUAGCGUUGAAGAGUUUCAAGGUCAAGAGCGCCGCGUAAUCAUCAUUUCCACUGUACGCAGCAGUAGGGAUUUUGUCGAGUACGAUCUCAGGCACACACUUGGGUUUGUUGCGAACCCUCGUCGAUUCAAUGUUGCGGUUACCCGCGCGCAAGCGCUUCUCAUCGUUGUCGGAGAUCCUCUAGUUCUGUCACUUGACCCCUUGUGGCGUUCGUUUUUGAACUACGUUCACAUCAACAAGGGAUGGAAAGGUGUCUCGAUCACUUGGGAUCCGCUCGAGCCCGUUCGGGAAGACGGCGGAUAUGAUGCUGAGUUACGGGAGCAGGGCCUCGCCGACAUGAAUGAGUUCACUCGCAGGAUGGAAUCUUUGGCUCUAGGGAACGUCGAUGAUAUUGAUGGGGCUGAAGACGUUGAUCGACCAUGGAGAGAGGCGGAGUGAUGUGAACAUCUGCUAUGAUCUGCCAUUCAAUGGCCCACAAGUAUGUCCUGACUUCUAUAUGCACCAUGACCAUAUUUACUGUAUUUGACCUUGACGAUCUUCGUAUGAAUCUGAUGUAUGACACCUUGGCGGUAGAACUUAUUGAUACUGUUCUACAGAGUC
Messenger RNA from Heterobasidion irregulare TC 32-1, 2592 nucleotides. RefSeq lists its product as uncharacterized. The coding region runs from base 148 to 2430 and encodes 760 amino acids. The record is from RefSeq and is a predicted model, not a curated record. NCBI's taxonomy places the organism in Eukaryota, Fungi, Basidiomycota, Agaricomycetes, Russulales, Bondarzewiaceae. Gene Ontology annotation, molecular function: 5'-3' RNA helicase activity; RNA binding. The transcript is spliced from 10 exons.